GAAGAGCAGCCAGCUGAGACAUCCAGGUUGUGUGGCGACAGAAUUUGCUGUGUCCGACGAUGUUGUCGCGGUUGGAGCACAUGCUAUAAAACUGUGCCGGUGCCGCGUGUGUCGCAUGGGAAACCAGCAGUCCGGAACUCGGUCAGCGAAGACGCACAUUGCGUUGCUGGGAGAUUCCACCAUUGACAACGGGCGCUGGGUUCCCCGCGGUGAGCCUUCGGUCUUUGAUCAGGUGCAGCAGUUGGAGCCGAACGUCACACUGUGUGCUCGAGACGGAGCUCUGAUUGGCGCCAUCAGAGAGCAGUUGAAACAAAUUCCGCACGAUGCAAGUCAUGUGGUCGUCUCCGUGGGGGGCAACAAUGCUACCGGUGCCAGCACUACCGUCCUGGGUGGACCGGUGACCGACUGCGAAGAGGCCUUGGAUCGACUGCACAACUUUGCUGCGGAAUUUGAAGCGGAAUUUACGGCAGAAAUGACUCAUUUGAAGAAUUGCAUUGGAGAUAAGCAGUUGGUGGUUUGUUCUUGUUACAACCCUGCCUUUGCUGCCUGGAACGUAGUCACUGUGAAGCAGAGCGUAGCGAACAUGGCUUUGAGUGUUUUGGCCGACGCUGUCCUACGCGUGGCCACACGCCUCAAAGCACCUGUCAUCGACCUGCGCAGGGUCAUGAACAAGGUGGAGGACUUUGCAAAUCCUAUUGAACCCAGCAGCUUGGGUGGCGCCAAGAUUGCUGCAGAGAUUGUCAAAGUGGUGCGAACGCAUCCGUUUGAGAAGGGAACUGUGGUCUAUCCGAAGGAAUACCCAGAGUCGGAGCUAGUUGAGCUGGCUUUGCCACAAAACAACGUGGUAUCGGAUAGUGUCGCCACAACUGCCGUCAGAGGUUGUACAGCGAAUUUGUACAGGGACAAACUGUAUAGUUGGCUGCUGACCUCCAACUCGUGCGGAGAACAGGGAUUCAUUUGGCCCCAGAAAGCCUGCAGGCUGCGGCAUGUGCCGGUUGACUACUUGGAUUUGCUGUGCUUUGGGACGUCUUUCAACUGUCAGUCCAAAGCAGGUUUGGAUGGAGACAGCUGCACACAAGAUACUGGCGGCUCCUGUUACUUCUUUGGCUGCGCAGAUUGGCGCAACGCCGAAUGCGUCGAGGGCUCGUGCGUGUGCCGCGCGGAUCAGUGUUCGGUCAAUGGGCAAUGUCUUCCACAUGAAUGGGCCCAAAAGCCCGAAAAGCCCACAGCACAAGGUUUUGGCAGAGAUCAUCCUGUGAAAGGCAAAGGAAACUUCACAGCCUUAGUGCUUUCCGGCGGAGGUGCAAAGGGCGCUUUCGAGCUGGGAGUGCUGGAAGGAAUUUGCAAAAACAAUUCGUUAAACCAUUUGAGAAAUUGGUCCAUGAUCGUGGGCACCAGCUUUGGUGCAAUGAACGCCGGUGCACUGGCGCAAUUUCCCCCAGGGUCCACGGAACUGCUCAAAGUGCCAGACGCUGUGCCGUUGCCUUUGGCGUUGACAGGUGCAGUAGUUCAACUGUCGACCUUGCACUACGUUUGGUCCUUCACCUCCGCCAACGAAUGCCUACAACAGCCGCUCACAUGCGCUCUGCGUCCUUGGGAGUUCGAUGCCUGGGGCCGGACUGUGAUUUUGGUGGAUGCUUUGGCACUGACAACAUGGCUGUACUCUCUUCGUGGAAUUCCCAGCAGUGGGACAUCGGAUCCUUCAAUCGUGGACCGUUUGUGGUCCAUCAUGCCGUGGGUCUACACCUGGCAUUGGUUCAUUUCGUCCUUAUCUAGCGGUCUCAAUUCCAGGCUGCUCAUCAUGACCCUGCUAGCCACCAUUUGGGGAUUGCGGCUGACCUACAACUUUUACAUCAAGGGUGGUUUCAGUGGUGGAGAGGACUACCGCUGGGCUGUCAUUCGUAUUUGGUAUCCUGGAUGGCGCUGGGAGCUCUUCAAUUUGGUCUUUAUUUGCUGCUUUCAGCAGUGCGCCGUGAUGGCCUUCACUGUCCCCGCUGUGGCUGCAAUGCAAAGUGACGCCCCACUGAGUGCUUUGGACCGUGUGGCCACGGCGCUCUUUUUGUUGCUCGUGCUGGGUGAAGCAGUCGCUGAUGCACAGAUGUUUGCUUUUCAAAGUGAGAAAUAUCGACGAAAGGCUGCUAAGGAAGACAUGGGCGAGUAUGCAGAUGGCUUCAUUCAGACUGGCCUUUGGGGUCUAUGUCGGCAUCCCAACUACUUCUGCGAAGUGACCAUGUGGUGGGUGUUUUAUCUUUUCAGCAUCACUCCGACUGGAUCCUAUUUCAACUGGACGAUUUGGGGCGUCAUUUUCCUCACAGGUCUCUUUCUGCUUCCUGGAGCAUCACUGGAUAUCACUGAAGCAUUGUCUUCCAACAAGUAUCCGGAAUACGUCAACUAUCAGAAGCGAGUGAGCAAAUAUUUCCCGAUGCCACCACGAACCAAGCAGAUCUAG
This is a messenger RNA of Cladocopium goreaui, 2449 nucleotides long. NCBI's taxonomy places the organism in Eukaryota, Dinophyceae, Suessiales, Symbiodiniaceae. The record is from the annotation of a GenBank genome assembly.